AUGGGAGAUUUUAAUUGUGUGUUACGGAAUGAUAAAAAGAAAGGGGGUUGUGAACCAAGGACUUCAGCUAUAAAUGAAUUCAGUGAUUUGUUAGAUGACAACAACCUUUUUGAAGCUGAUUCUUUGGGUUCUAAAUACACUUGGGCUAAUGGUCAAUCAGGUGUUCAUAGAAUUCUUUGCAAGCUGUAUCUAUCUAUAAUUAAUGAGGCUUGGCUUACGAAGUUUGAGAAUUGGCGGUGUAAAGAUCUUCCUCGUGAAGUUUCUGAUUUCAUGCGCAUGAGAUUAAAGGCUGACAUGAAGGAGUGGAAUUUACGUGUCUUUGGUAAUAUUAAUGCUAGACUCAAACAUGCUAAAUUAACUAUGGAAGUUGCUCUUCGUAUUUCUGAUGAAGAUCCGAAAGACAUAACUAAGCUGAAUUUUGCCAAGGAUGCCUCGGUUACUCUUCAGGAAAUUUGUAUGCGUCAAUCCAUUAUGUUGAAGAAAAAAUCAAGAAAUAAAUGGCUUACGGAGGGUGCAAGUAAUACUUCUUUUUUUCAUGCCAAUAUUCGAACUCGCAGGAGCAGCAAUAUGAUUUCGGAAUUGGUAGAUGAUGAUGGGAAUGCUCUCUCUGAUUGUGACCAAAUUAGGGACUACACGGUGUCUUAUUUUGAGUCUAAGUUUAUUGGGGAAGAGCUGCCAAUUGAUGAACAAUUAUUUCAUUAUGAGAAUGACAUUAUUUAUACUGAGGAAAGUCAUAGAAUGGAUGUGAUUCCUACUUGUGAUGAAAUAAAGGCCGUUGUUUAUGAUCUCGGUGUUGAUAGUGCUCCAGGACCGGAUGGUUUCUCUGGUUGCUUUUAUAGGCAUUGUUGGGAUGUGAUACAACAAGACCUACACAGUGCUAUUACUUAUUGCUGGCAACAUAAAAUGAUUCCAAAUGGGGUAAAUUCUAGUCUUCUGAUUUUAUUGGCCAAGGGAAGAAAUAUCCAUGAGAACAUCAGUGUGGCAUCAGAGAUGGUGAAUGAUCUGAAAACUAAGUGUAAAGAUGGCAAUGUGGGUCUAAAGAUGGAUAUUACUCAAGCUUUUGACACGGUUAGCUGGUCUUUUGUCUUAGAUGUGUUUAGAAGGUAUGGUUUUUCACAACACUGGUGUUCUUGGAUUUAUUCGGUGCUUAGCUCGGCUCGUAUUUCUAUUCUUCUCAAUGGUAGUCCAGAAGGUUUCUUCAAGAUUAAUAGAGGCUUGCGGCAAGGUGAUCCUUUGUCUCCUCUUAUUUUCGUGUUGAUUGAAGAUGUUCUCAGUAGAAAUCUUACCAAACUCUUUAUUGAAAAGAAAACGACUCCAAUGCUUUCGGAAAAAGGUAUUUCUCCUACACAUCUCUUUUUUGCUGAUGACAUAAUGAUAUUUUGCAAAGGUAACAUGAAGAGUUUGCAUAAUCUUCUUGCAUUGCUUGGUAAAUAUCAAACGGCCUCGGGUCAAACAGUUUGUCAUCAAAAGAGUAAGGUUUAUUACGGUGGUGGAACCUUGAGUCGUUGUAGAACUAUCAAAGAUUUACUUGGCAUGGAGGUCUCUACUUUUCCUGAAAAGUAUUUGGAUGUUCAAAUUAUGCGUGGUGCUGUGAAAUAUCAUCACGUUAGCAAUGUGGUUGAUAAGAUUAAAAAACAACUUUCUGUUUGGAAAGGAAAAAUGCUUUCUUUUCAAGAUCGUGUUGUUCUUAUUAAUUCUGUGAUUGCUAGUUAUGACAUUCACAACACGGUUGUUUAUAAAUGGCCUAUGAAGUUCAUUCAACAAGAGGAAAGAGCCAUUCACAAUUUUCUUUGGUAUGGAGACUCUGAGGUUGCGAGAAAGUCUGUGGUGGGUUAUGGCAAAGUUUGUAGCGUUGUGCAGAAAGAGAUCCUUGGAGAGAAUGACCCGGACAGUAAUGUCAUGGUUAGUGCGUUUCUUAAUAAUAAUGCUUGGAAGUUGCAGGGAAUUCAUGCUCAGAAUUUACUUCGCACUGGAGUGGACUUGAACAACUUGCCAAUGCCACAAGGAGGGGAUGAUAUUAGGGUAUGGAUGCCGAAUAUGAGAGGUAACUUCACUAUUAGUUCAACAAAGCAACUCAUUAGGAAAAAGUACGCAAUUCUGGAAGUGUAUGGACUAUUGUGGAGGAAGGUUAUACAUCCAAAUUUAGCAGCUCAAAACUGGAAGUUAACAAGGGAAGCGUGUGCGAAUUCUGACAAAAUCAAGAGCAUAUUUAAAAUUAAUCUUGCUAAUAAGUGCUACCUUUGCAAAGCUGAUGAGGAAUCCUUUGAACAUAUUUUGUGGAUCUGUUCUUUUGCUAAACAAGUUUGGGAGUGGAUUUCAGGUAUUUUUUCUUUGCGCGCUCAUUAUGAUCUGCUUACUUCUUAUAAAACAUCCAAGGGGAGGAGUCGCAUUGUAAAUGACUUAUGGCUGUUGGAAAAUAUGGUUACUCAUGAUGAAAUACGGCAUGCCAGAAAUCAAGCUUACUUUCAAAACAUGUCAGACAAUCUACACUUCUUCAAACAACGGGUUUUUCAUCUUAUCCAUGACUAUUCAGUCCGUGUUAAGAGUUUUAUGCACAACUCUCCUUCGGACCUGAAUAUUUUGAACUUUUUUAGAGUGGGACAUAGGCAGGUAAAGUGUACGCAACCUGUUGAAUGCUUUUGGUCUCCCCCAAAUAGAGAUGAAUUGUUAUUAUGUUGUGACGGUGCUGCCAAGGGUAACCCGGGUACUGCAGGAGCUGGAGUAGUAUUUAGAGAUGUAGAUUGUAACUUUAUUGGGGCUAUGAGCACUGGACUUGGUAGAACAAAUAACUUCCUUGCUGAAAUUUAUGCUAUCAUUGUUGGCUUGGAGUGGGCUCUUAAGUGGACUGUUAGAAAAGUGUGGAAAAUGUGGAGAAAUAUUCAAAACAGCUACGAUUCUAUUCGUUUUGUUCGUACAUAUCGUGAAGCUAAUUUUGCUGCUGAUGCAAUGGCCAAAAGAGGAUGUUUGCUAAGGAAUGGACCUCUUUUCUUGUGUAGAGUUGUUUCUGAUAAGGUUACGCCUAAUCCUAAUGAUAUGAUAGAUUUUAUUAAGAAAGACAGUCCCCAAUAUCUGCGGAAAAAUUUGGGUAGUGCUGUAAAUUUGAAGUCUCCCUCUGUGUGUGAUAUAUCUCAUCUAGGCUGUGUUCAUGAUAAUUGCAACAACCUGCAGGAUGUCGCUUAUAUAUAUUUCGAUGAUGCUUUUCAAAGCAAAUCUAAAAAAUUCGCUUAUGGUAUUAUGGAAGUAAAUAAUGAAGGUUUAAUUGUUGACUUCGCAAGAGGGACAGGUUGGUGUUCAAGUGCUGAGGAGGCAGAAUCCAGAGCCUGUCGAGAAGCUAUAAGAUGGGGACAAGGCAGCAGAAGGGAAAGACUAAUCUUCCUCAAUGAUAAUCAAAAUGUGAUAAGUAUCCUAAAGAAGAACAAUUUUGUUGUUAACUGGAGUUCAAAGGCGUUUCUGCUACAAGCUUUAGAUCUCAAGAAAUUUCUUGCUAGUUCUUCUUUCAAAACUGCAAAGACGAAGAUUGAUGUUGGAAAUGGUACACUCACUAUGGAUUUUGAUAAGGAGAUUAUUCGCUUUAACAUAUUUGAAGUCAUGCGCUAUCCUAAUGAUGUUCACUCCGCUUUCUCUAUCGAUGUUACUGGUUCGUUGGCACGAGAAAUGUUUGAUUUGAGUAACGAAUAUGAACUUGGAGUUGUGUUACGUAAUAACAUGUAUUUGGACGCACCUAAGCUAGAAUUGAAGCCUCUUCCAUAUCACUUAAAGUACUCAUACUUGGGUGAUAAAGAAGAGCUUCCCUUGAUCGUUUCAAAGAAUCUCACUGUCGUACAAGAAGAGCGUCUAUUUCGGGCUUUGAAGGAGCACAAAACGACCAUUGGUUAG
Messenger RNA from Papaver somniferum (opium poppy), 3876 nucleotides. RefSeq lists its product as uncharacterized. NCBI's taxonomy places the organism in Eukaryota, Viridiplantae, Streptophyta, Magnoliopsida, Ranunculales, Papaveraceae. The transcript has 9 exons. Gene Ontology annotation, molecular function: nucleic acid binding; RNA-DNA hybrid ribonuclease activity. Bases 1 to 3876 code for a protein of 1291 amino acids. The record is from RefSeq and is a predicted model, not a curated record.